AGUAAACACUGGACACAGCAGGAGCCGUGAGUGCGAAAAACAUCUAUGCACAUUAUUAUAACACAAAUGGAGUCACUCUGGGAUAUAUCUGCUUUUAAACAUUCUUCUUUAUAGAUGCAUAUAACAACAUAAUACGUUUGCCGUACGGAAUCUGCGUUCGUGAACUCAGUGCCUUAAACUGAACAGGUGACAAACUGAACAGACGAAAUUUAGCUCUCGGGAAGAGAAGAAAAGUUCGGGCUUGGAUAAACAUAAACACUAUUGUUUUUUGUUUUUUUUACAACGUAAUAUAUUUUUGCACCGAUUAUCUUUGCAUCUCAAUUCAACUUGUAAGUAAGUGGCAAGGAUAUUUUUGACCCAAGAACAUCACACCUUUAGUAGCCCAAGAUAUAGAAUAGCCUAUGAUACUAAAACAGAAUACAAAAGCCAUGAAAAACACUGAAGUAUACGGACAAUGGUGUGUGGGACAAAGUGGAAAAUAUAAAAGUGUAUUGAAAGCAGGAGUGUAAUUGACUGUAUGAUGGAGCGCACUGGGACUCACUGGUUGUUUCCGAGGAUCACCCUUCUCUGUAUUAUCCUAUGUGAGUCAAUUUCUUGUUGUGAGAAGACUCACUCACAUGCCGAAGAUGAGCUCUUCAAAAAGCUAUUUGAUGGCUACAACAAGUGGUCAAGACCUGUGCCAAACACCUCUGAUGUCGUCAUUGUCAAGUUUGGUUUAUCUAUCGCCCAGCUGAUUGAUGUGGAUGAGAAGAAUCAGAUGAUGACCACAAAUGUCUGGCUAAAGCAGGAGUGGAAUGACUAUAAACUACGAUGGAAACCUUCAGACUACGACAAUGUGACUUCUAUCAGGGUUCCAUCUGAACUUAUCUGGGUUCCAGACAUAGUCUUGUACAACAAUGCAGAUGGGGAGUUUGCGGUGACCCACAUGACAAAAGCUCACCUCUUCCACACAGGUAAAGUGCGCUGGGUUCCACCUGCCAUCUACAAGAGCUCAUGCAGCAUUGAUGUCACCUUCUUCCCCUUUGACCAGCAGAACUGCAAGAUGAAGUUCGGCUCGUGGACUUAUGACAAAGCCAAGAUCGACCUGGAGCGUAUUGAGAACACUGUGGAUCUGAAAGAUUACUGGGAGAGCGGCGAGUGGGCCAUCAUCAAUGCUGUAGGAACCUAUAACACCAAGAAGUAUGACUGCUGCCAUGAGAUCUACCCUGACAUCACCUACUUCUUCAUCAUUCGUCGUCUUCCUCUUUUCUACACCAUCAACCUUAUCAUUCCAUGCCUUCUCAUCUCCUGCCUCACCGUGCUGGUCUUUUACCUGCCAUCAGACUGUGGGGAGAAGAUCACACUGUGUAUCUCCGUUCUCCUCUCUCUAACCGUCUUCCUGCUGCUCAUAACAGAAAUUAUCCCAUCUACCUCGCUGGUUAUUCCACUUAUUGGUGAAUAUCUGCUCUUCAUUAUGAUCUUCGUCACCCUGUCCAUCGUUAUCACUGUCUUUGUGCUUAAUGUGCACCACCGAUCCCCCAGCACUCAUAAGAUGCCCCAUUGGGUGCACUCAGUCUUCUUGGAUUUGAUCCCUCGGUGGCUGUGUAUGCGCAGGCCUGCACCUGACAGUCGACGCAGACAGAAACCUCUCCUCCUGCAGCGCCAGGGGCAUGUUAUAACAUCAAGAGUACUUGGACCAGCAACUACGCCCAUCAGUACAUCUACUAGCUGGUUCAGAGGUGAUAACUCUGGGGAGGACGAGUCUCGCAGGCGCUGCUGUUAUAAGGAUUUAGAACAUGGGAUGCUAUCUUCAGCUAUCCCUCUUUCGUUCCAGCCCACUUCACCCUGUCCUCUUGGCUCGACUCCACCCCCUCUACAUAAAUAUGGCCCCUCCCCUAGACUGGAGAUGGGCGUGGCUUCCAGGCAGCUCGGUGGUAGAGCUUAUGCCACAAAGUGGCCUGACAACAUAAUAUCAGAGAACCCAGGGUUCCCGCUCUCCCCCAGUGUCCUGCAAGCUCUGGAGGGGGUUCACUACAUAGCAGACCACCUGAGAGCAGAAGAUGCUGACUUCAGUGUUAAAGAAGAUUGGAAGUAUGUUGCUAUGGUAAUAGACAGGAUCUUCCUAUGGAUGUUCAUCAUAGUUUGUUUGCUAGGCACAAUCGGGCUCUUUCUGCCGCCUUGGCUCGCAGGCAUGAUCUAGAAAACAUACCAAUAAAUAAAUUAUAUGGACAAUGAGGACAUUUACGUGAUAUGUGCUUCCACAGGAAGAACCAGCAUGAGGACACAAUGCUCCUCCCAUCAGGGAGCAAAAUCACUUAGUAAGUGGUGAGAUUUCACCUGUGUUGGAUAAGAUGCAUGUUUGACAUCAGGAAUGUAACACCAAGGGCCUGAUAUUUUUCUUACUUCCAUUGCACCUCUUUAAAAGAGUGUAAAGAAGCUUGUAUGUGAAAAUUCUUGUAUAUGAAUGUAUAACCUUGAAAUUCUGUUAAAAAUAUUCGAUCAACGUUAAAAGUGCCAACUGUAAAACCACUGAGUUUGGUAUCUCUCUUUUCUUGUUACUGUUCACAUCAUGGAGACUUUAGGGAAUAGUUCACUUAAAACAAUGAAAAUUAUGUCAUCAUGUACUCACACUCACGUUGUUCCAAACACAUAUGACAUUCUUCUGUAGAACAAAAAAGAUUUAAUGCAGAAUUUUAGCAGAAGUCACUAUUUACUUUCAUUGCAUCUUUUUUUUUCCAUACUAUGAAAGUGAAUGGUGACUGAGGCUAUCUCCAACAUUAAAGGAAUAUUUCACCCAAAAAAAUGUAAUUCUUUAAUCACUUACUUACCUUCAUGCCAUCCCAGAUGUGUAUGACUUUCUUUCUUCUUCUGAACACAAAGAUGUUUAUAAAACUAUUUCAGCUCUGUAAUGCAAGUGAAUGGUAACAAGAAAUGUAUAUUCUUUUUGAAGCUCCAAAAAGCAUAUAAAAGUAUUCAAGUUCAGUGGUUACAUCCAUGUUUUCAGAAGCGAUAUGAGGUGUGGGUGAGAAAAAGAUCAAUAUUUAAGUACUUUUUACAAUAAAUGUCCACUUUCACAUUCUUCUGUUUUUGGUGACUCGCAUCCUCUAUGCAUAUCGCCACCUACUGGGCAGGGAGGAAAAACUGUUUCUAACCCAUGGAUUUAGCCACUGGAGUAAUAUGGAUUACUUUUAUGAUGCCUUUAUAUGCUUUUUGGACCUUCAAAGUUCUGGACCUACAGAACUGAAAUAUUCUUCUUAAAAUCUUUGUUUGUGUUCAGCAGAAAAAAAGAAAGUCACAUAUCUGGGAUGGCAUGAGGGUGAGUAAAUGAUGAGAUCAUUUUCAUUUUUGGGUGAAAUAUCACUUUAAGCCUAACAUCUCCCUUUGUGAAGCAAAACCACUAGAGAACCACUGAUUUACAAGGCAUAAUGUUGCUCAGCUAAACACUUAUAGUAUGUUUUAAGAUAUGCUUAAAACUGUCAUAUUCCCUGCUACAUAAUGUUUUCAGUGCUUUUGUCACAAUGAUAAAUGUAAUUGAUGCAUGUCAUCAGUUAUCUAACAUAUUUCAUCAUGAGGAGGAAUUAAUGUUCAAUGAUGCUGUGGAAGUCAAAUUGUACAGGUAACAUCUGAAUUGGGACAUCUUUUAAUGGUAUUUGCAAACAUAAAAUGAUAAAGAAAGCAUAUUUGCUGGGUUAUGUGAUUCUCAAAUAUUUUGGUCAACAAUACUCAAACAUGUCAUUAAUAAGUAAAGAAAAGAAAAAAAGAAACAAAGUAAAGUCGCAGAAUAUAAUGCAUGAUCUGUUAAAUGAUAAAACCUUACAGGGUGAGCCUAACAUAUGACUGCAAAACAAUACAAACAGUUGAAUGCACAGUGAA
Molecule: messenger RNA, 3852 nt
Organism: Myxocyprinus asiaticus (Chinese sucker)
Lineage: Eukaryota; Metazoa; Chordata; Actinopteri; Cypriniformes; Catostomidae
Product: neuronal acetylcholine receptor subunit alpha-2-like
Exons: 6
Coding region: 518-2179 (553 amino acids)
Biological process (GO): nervous system process; chemical synaptic transmission; signal transduction
Cellular component (GO): synapse; postsynaptic membrane; neuron projection
Molecular function (GO): acetylcholine-gated monoatomic cation-selective channel activity; transmembrane signaling receptor activity
Source: RefSeq, a predicted model, not a curated record